CGCGUCCAGCAAAACACUAGAAAAAGCCCACCGCCCUCUCCACAACGUACACAUUUCCCGCGCCGCCCGAAGAACCAUGUCACAGUCAACGGUUGCACACACAGCAUUACGAUGAAAGGUGCUGAUUUCGGCAAGGCCAUUGGUAUCGACAGGCCCGCCAACGUAAAAGACAAGAUCAAGAAAUGGCAGACCGAGCUCAAUGCAGAGCCCGAGAGCGCCCUCGACGCUGCGUCCCCCGCGGCGCAACCCAAACCUCCACCGUCGCCCAGGCCGCCCUCGACGCCCAAAGCAAAGCCCCUCGACGAGAAACCGAGUCCGAAGCCAGCCAUCACAGCAGCCAAGCCGGCCGAAGCCACCCCGGAGCGUCCGAAGAGCGCGAAGAAGCCGCCGCCUGUGCACAACCCGCUCGACGAGGAAGUCCUCAUCGCGACCGCGCCUAAGAAGCGCGUUGUGAGUGAUUCCCAUUGGCGCAACAAGAACUCACCGCCCAAAAACCCGACAAGCAAGCCCUCUCCCAAGCAGCUGCCCACCGCCUGGGUACGCCCGGCUGCGCGCAAGGCUUUGGAGAAGGCAGAAGAGGAGGCCAAGGACAAGGACAAGGACAAGGAUGAGAAACAGAAAGCAAAACCCAAAAGCCCGCCACUAGCGCCCAACCCGCUUCUCAUAUUCACCCCGAGGAUCACGCCACAAGCUCAACGCGCGCGAGCCCAGCGGCAGAGGAGGUUGUCGCGCCCCAACAGUGCUGGAAACGAUGAGCGCCCGACCAGCAGCGGGUCUGGGAGCGGGAAGCAUCCUAAAAGCGGGGACGAGGGAGCGGUGUCGCAGGCUUCUCCUUCGCCAGAGAAGGAUAAGACUGAGAUGAUAAGAGUGCGAAGGCGGCCCCGCGCGCGGACAUCGCCCCGGGGCUCGUUGUCCGCGAGUGAAGUCACACCCGUGAAGAUACGUACAUUCCACAAAUCUGAGACGGCACUCAGUGAGGACCCAGCAAACUUGAUCACGGUCGAAUACGAACCGAGCGAGUCCGAGGCGGCGGUUCGCGAUGCAAUCCGGGAGAGAAGACGAAAGAGCAGGAGGGGCCGGCUCAGCGACGUCUCGGGGGAGUCUUCCCCUGAUGUUAGGGCCGCCGAAGAGAAGCGUAAGCCACGGAGGAAAUCAUAUCACAAUGACGCGCAAGAAACUCCACCGAGACCAGCGGACCCAGUGGUACCUGCAACGCCCCCGCAGAAGCUAGGAAGCCGCCUUGAAAUGUGGUUGCAAACGACCCCUGAUCCAUUUGAUGAUAAAGACUCCCAACGUCGGCGGAAGUCGAAAGAGUCCAUCUCUACGUUGGAACUACCUUCGGCUGGUGAGAGAUCGGAUGUGAGCGCAAAUACUGACACCAAGGAGCCUCCAGCUGAAGAAGAGCGACCCCGGACGACCGACAGUCGGCGCCGAAGGAAAAAGAGGAGCUCCCCAGUACCGAUAGAGACACCUGAAAAGGAGGAAUUAUCAGUGGUGUCGUCAAUCGACUCUACAGAGCCAUCGACUGUUUUUAAGGACAGUGAAUUGACACCUACGCCAACCCUCAAACGCCGCGGUGCGAGACGAACCCAACAUUCGCCGACGAAGGAACGCGUCAUGUCGCUUCCCGCUCGCGAACUAUCAGAGAAAGACGAGGAAGCUGCGUCGGCUGCCCCGUCCUCUUCCGUAGACUCGCAGGCACUGGACCUUGAUAAGGUCACCCUUGGUGCACCUUACGAAAGCCCAGCGAUGCGACGACUAUUCCCAUCGACAGGGAAGCGUCUUUCCACAAUUGUGUCCAUGGACACGUUUGCGACAAACAAUCAGCAAGCCCCAACCUCGGACGCUGCAGAAUCUGAGCUUACAGAAUCGGUAGUCGACGGAGGCAUGAAAGAUACAACUGCACCAGAAGUAGCAUCACAGCUUCGCGCAGAGACUUCGACGAUUGUCAGCCGCAAGAGCACAAAGCGCAGUAGGCUUGCGAGUCACGCGGACUUGAUUUCGGUGUUGUCCAUGCCCAAGGCAGGCACGAGGAGUAUCGUGUCCGCGCGGAGCAUCAGAACAAACAGGAGCCGCUUGGCUACUGCCACAAUCGGUGAUAUCAUGAACGAGCUUGCUUCGGACGAGAGCAAAUACAUGCGCGAGCUCCGCACCCUUGUUGAUGGUGUCAUUCCUGUCCUCCUCAGCUGUGUUUUGUCCAAAUCUGACUCAGCCGUUGCUGCUGGACUUUUCAGCAAGUCAUCAAGCACGGAUCCAAGCGACGUUACGAAGCCCAUCGUCGACAUGGGGGUUUCUCUCGAGCGCCUGAAGACGCUACACAAACGGAUCCCCAAGGAAGACUCUGAUGCAUUCCUGUCGUGGGCACAAAGUGCACAACGAGUGUACAGCGAUUACAUUGCCGCAUGGCGUCUUGGAUUCCAGGAUGUAGUCAUCAGUCUCGCUUCUGCUGACGAGGAUCCAUUCAAGCCAGCUAGGGUUGUGAAAGGACCUGAGGAUGGAGCACCGUGGGAUGAGGGUAUGCCUCGCAACGCAGAAGGCUAUGUGGUCAACGGUGACGGCGAGCGCGUCGACGUAGCAUACAUGCUCAAACGCCCCUUGGUUCGCUUGAAGUACCUCGCCAAGACCAUCAAGGGUCUCAACCAUCUCAAGCCCACGGAACGAUCGGAGAAGAUGAUGGCAGUCUUCCAAGAACUUGUCUCCACAGCUCGCAAGCGCUCCAACGAUGAGCACGCACGCCUUGAAGACGAAGCUGCAGCGAAUAUCGAUCCUACACGCUCGCGCGAUCCCCGCAGUCUCGCCCCUCUCGCAGGCGUUCGUGUCGACCGGAACCGGUGUGUACGCGCUAGAGACCAUUUCGAUCUACACCUAUAUCAUUCCAGUGGACAGGAGGUCAACUGCCGUGUCGAAGUGCUCCUCCGAGACGAUGCCCCGGGACAUGGCGACAGUGGAGAUCUUCUGAUCUGCGAAGUGGGUAACGCGGAACGCUGGCUACUGUUGCCACCUAUUCAACUGAACCGUAUAUCCGCCCGGAAUGGGGACCGAGAGGGUGAGAUCAUAGUGAUGAUCAGAGGUUAUCACGCCGGCGGCAAUGAGUGGAGUGAAGUGAUGUCUCUGACGAUAGACGACGAGCAAGCUGGAUUUGAGUGGGUGCAGAUGCUCGGCCUUACCCCAAUUCCUCCUCAGCUGUCUGAGCUUGCGCGAGAUAUACUACCCCAGAAAACGCCACGUCCGACAAGCAGCAACGCCUCUUCCUCCCUGGUUUCGGCAGCAACUGGAUCCACCCCGCCACACAAGAGCCGCACUCCUAGCCCCCAUGAGAUUGAAGUUCCCAUUGGCGAGCAGGCUCUUGUUACAUCAAAGCGUUGGAGUUUUGAUACGCCAGAUCGGCAGCGACACUCACGAACUGUCUCUCCGAUUACUCCACCAAGCAGCGAUGUCCUUACUGCCGCCCAACCGCGUCCCUUGUCCCCGUCGUCACCUCUGGGGGUUCAGAAACGUGGCGCGAAGGCCACAUCUCCACGCCGAGAAGAGGAAGAUCCAAGCCAACGUACGCCACGAAGUCUGAACGACGCUUUGCAACUCGCCUCGAGUGGCUCUCCGUCGAGUCUACGGCGCGCGAAAGCGCAUAGGCGAUCCAAGACCAUAUCUUCGCCCUCGGAAUCUCGCCCUUCGAGACAGAUUACGCUAGAUGAUCCCAUUGAGGAGGAGCCGGUGCAGGAGAUGAAGCCUCCCAGGAAGAUGUCUAAGCGCCGACAAUCUGAGCAGCCACAUUCGACAACCUCGUCAAUGCUGUCUCAGUCAAGCAAGGGCUUCAGCGUCUGGCUGCCUACGUCGUCCGAAAUCGAUCAAGAUUAUUCGGAUGAAUCUGAGGAAGACGAUCACUCCGACCGUUCUGUAGACGACGACCAUGAACCUCCCGUACGGCCUCUUGUGCAUCGACGCGCAUCUUCAGUGCCGACAUUGGACAUGCCGACCAUUCCGAGAUUACGCAAGUCUAGCGGGCCUUCCACUCCUGUAAAAGCCGACGAGCGGAGCAAAAGCCCGGAACCACCCGCGUCGGCACCUUCAAAAUUCGAUGAAGGGCGGAAAAUAAUUGAUGAAGACCCUGCAGCUACAGCUGUGGACGAUGAGCCGCCUCCACCUCCACCGCAUCGGUCGAAAACCCCAACAACACCCAUCACUCUGAAAGGAUCCAACACUCCAGUGCUCACACCCACUCUUGGUGGUGUCAGGAACAAACGACGGUCGUCGUCCCCACUCAAACAUGAAUAUGAGCCUUCGACUUGCUCAGAGACGUCAAGCGAAAGCGAAGAAGAGGUAUCCGAGACGGAGGAAUCAGCAACUUCGGAGUCCUCCGAGGAUGAGCUCGAAGAUGACGUUCCUACACCGUUGCUGCCGCUAGCUCAGCUGCCUCAACCAAAGCAAUUCCCCAAGGUGUCACCUCCUGGCUCAAUAUACACGCUCCCUAAUGGGACGAUCACGCCUUCUCAGUCAGCAUCAAACACUCCAUAUAGAACAGUACCUCAAGAUUCUGUCCAAGCAUCCAAAGCUAUAGCGUCUAUCUUCACGUGGUCGGAUGCUGGUAGAUGGGAUAGCUUGCAUCCCAAUGAAUGCAGCAUUGUGGUGAUGCCAGGGAAAAUUGAGGUUCACGAGAUCUCUGCAGCACACUCGAAGCCCUUCCUGACGGACGGCGAUGAAAUCAUCCCGCCUACCACCAAAGCUCCCUUGAUUGCGGUCGAGCUAACGCCGCUGGUUCCUCUCCGCAAAUCGACAGCCAUUGAUAUCUCCAUUCGAUCCCCGCCCACGGCCGAAUCACGCAUCAAGAGCGGGAAUAACAUUAUGUUGCGGAGUCGCAAUGCGCAGGAAUGCGCGCAGCUCUAUGCGAUGAUCAACCACUCACGCAUCAACAAUCCUACCUACAUCGCUCUCCAGAAUGCACGAGGUCCGUAUGGCCAGUCAAGCUGGGCCGAGGUCAUGGACCGCCAGAACGCAUCUCGCCCGAAUCCUGGCGACAAGACCAGCUUCUGGACUGGCACACUUGGUCGCCGUAGCUCGUACCGCAAGACAACCACUCGCGCAGCCUCCAUCUCUGCAGCCACCGAAUCCUCCGUGGGCACAAUGAACACAGCGUUGCGCAGCGCGCUCGGCCGCUUCAGCUUCGCCAAAAAUGGGCGCUUCAACAUCAGAGGCUCGACCCUAGGGUCCCGCAGUCUCACCAGCUUCGACACCGGUUCGACCGGCUCCGGCCCAGGCUCAGGAUCCAGCACGCCCAACCCCGGCCGCGCACCCGGCGCCCCGGCAGGCAUAACAAACACUAAAGUGCGCCUCUACGAGCGCGAGACUCUAACUAAAUGGCGUGACAUGGGUGCCGCGCGCCUCACCAUCAUGCUGCCGUCUCUCGACCCGACCGCCUCGCCGUCGAACCCCCUCUCCCGCAGCCCCGGUACACGCAACCCCAGCCAGGAGAAGCGCAUCGUCGUGACGGGCAAGAAGGACCAAAGUACGCUACUGGAUGUGACGUUGAGUGAGAGCUGCUUUGAGCGCGUGGCGAGGAGCGGGAUUGCGGUAAGUGUGUGGGAAGACAUCAUUGGUGCCGAUGGGGUCGCGGGACGAGCGGCGCAGACGGGGGGUGUGAUGGGGAGUCGCGCGCGGGUGUUCAUGGUGCAGAUGAAGAACGAGCGGGAGUGCGCGUUUUGCUUUUCUUUGCUGGGUAAGAUGAGGUAUUAGGAAGACGACGUCUGUGGUGACGUAUGAGGAUGAGGGGAAAGGAGCAAGGUGGGUUGGUUGCUGCGAAGAAUCUUUUGGUGGAUAUACCUGCCUUCGGGCUUCUUUUUC
Molecule: messenger RNA, 5835 nt
Organism: Paraphaeosphaeria sporulosa
Lineage: Eukaryota; Fungi; Ascomycota; Dothideomycetes; Pleosporales; Didymosphaeriaceae
Exons: 2
Coding region: 112-5727 (1871 amino acids)
Cellular component (GO): site of double-strand break; nucleus
Source: RefSeq, a predicted model, not a curated record